This is a messenger RNA of Auanema sp. JU1783, 219 nucleotides long. The record is from the annotation of a GenBank genome assembly. Lineage: Eukaryota; Metazoa; Nematoda; Chromadorea; Rhabditida; Rhabditidae.
AUGGAUACUAGAUGUUGCUCAAGAAAGGGAGGAAGAAUGAGAAACUUACUUGAUAUCAAUUUACUUUCCAAUUUCUGCUGUUGGUAUCAAUCUUACAUGGGAUAUAUAGAUAUAUAUAUGCUAAAGUCAAUACGUUACAUCAUAGAACAUACUUCAUUAUACUCUAGCGAAGCAAGUGUUCUCCUAUUGAGGCAAUUAGAUACGAAUUUCUUGUUAUAA